AUGGCACAGUACGUCCCUCAGAUCUCGUCUGAAUCCCUUCAGGACAAGGUGGUUCUCAUUACUGGAGGUGCCAAUGGGAUCGGUGCAAGUCUCGUACAGCAAUGUUUGGAGAGCGGCGCCAACGUUUGCUUCGGCGAUCUAGAUAACGUCGCUGGCGAAGGCCUGUUGCGAAAGUGCCAGGAUGGAUUCCCUCCGGAGGAGCCCGACCUGCCCACUCGCACCAUCUUCCAGACCACCGAUGUAACCAACUAUCAGUCGGUGCUCGCGCUUUUCGACCUGGCCUUCAACACCUACAAGCGCAUCGAUCACGUCGUCUCUGCGGCCGGCAUCGUAGAGAUCGGCAACUGGUUCGACUUCGGACUCACCCUGCAGAGUGUCCGCGAGAAACCUACCCACAAGGUGUUGGAUGUCAAUCUGCUUGGCUCCAUGUACGUUUCGCGCAUCGCCUCCGUCUAUCUGCGUCAUAACCGCGGUCCCGGCUCCGAUCGUUCCAUUCUCCUCUUCUCGUGUCUGGCUGGAUUCAAAGAGAGUCCGUCUCUGUUUGUCUACCAGGCCGCGAAGCAUGGCGUGGUAGGCCUCAUGCGUUCCCUGCGCAACUACGUCUCCUCGCCCUAUAAGCAUGCCUUGCGCGUCAACACCGUCUGCCCCUGGAUGACCCAAACCGAAACUAUCAAGAAUGUCGAGCAGCAGUGGAGAAAUGCCAAUCUGCCGACUAACAGCGUCCGUGACGUUUCUACCGUGGCGGCCAGCAUUCUGGCCGACAAGUCCUUGAACGGCACAUCCAUGUUUAUCGAGGGCGGUCGUGCGUGGGAGAUCGAAGAGAAUAUCGACCGACUCGAACCCCAAUGGCUCGGUGAAGGUCCAUCCAAGGCCCUCGCAGCGGGACAGGAGCUGCUCGAUGACGGCUCCAUUUGGACUGCUCGACCCCGAAAGAAGAGCCACAUUUCGAACGGUAUCCCGCCUGGAGUCCCCGAGGAGAAACUCAACGGGAUUCAAAACGGUAUCGCCAACGGCCUGACCAACGGUCACGGCAACGGCAUUACCAACGGAGUGCAUUAG
Molecule: messenger RNA, 1059 nt
Organism: Penicillium cinerascens
Lineage: Eukaryota; Fungi; Ascomycota; Eurotiomycetes; Eurotiales; Aspergillaceae
Exons: 3
Coding region: 1-1059 (352 amino acids)
Cellular component (GO): cytoplasm
Molecular function (GO): oxidoreductase activity, acting on the CH-OH group of donors, NAD or NADP as acceptor
Source: RefSeq, a predicted model, not a curated record